AUGGACAUUUCCGACUCAAGGUCCUCUGACGGCGAGCAAAAUGGCGAUACCUCCAGCAGGCGCAAAUCCGGACGUGCAGUGAGGAAACCACAACUUUUCUCCCAGGAUGUCCACAGUUUAGGUGCCAACACCGCCGAGAAAAGAAAGCGGACUGGACAGAAUGAAGAUGAGGAAAAUGGCGACGAGGAAAACGAAGAAGACUCCGAGCCAGAAGACGAUUCCGAAGACGAAGAUCCAGACGAGGAGGAAGAGAAAGAGCGCAGAAGAGCGGCGCGGAGAGCAGCGAAUAAACGCAGACAAAACCCACAAAGCAAUGCGAAAUCAUCGUCGUCGCGCGCCACUAAAAAAGCAAAGACCAAAAACGCAGGCAAAUCACUUGCAAUACGCCCAGCAACCAACGGCAAGCAAAAGAAGAAAGCGGCUUCAAAAAAGAGAACUGCUCCACCGAGACCAAUCUUCCAUGCUACUUCAGAAGGUCUAUUUGCCGAUAUUUUCGACCGAGGGAAAGACGCCGAAACCGUUGUGGAGGAAUGGUUGUCCAAAUACGAAAAAGACCCGGUCGAGGGCCUACGCACGCUAUUCAACAUGUUCCUUCAGUGUACAGGUGCUGACUUGUCCGUGGACACUGCGGAUGUGACGGACGAGGACCAUUGGCCCCAGCGUAUACAAGACCUGCAAGAGGCUCAUCUCGAUACCGAGCCUUCGGAUUAUCCACUUAUAUCUAAGGACAAGAGGUUUCGCAACUUCCGAGCCAUCAUCGUGGACUUUUGCGAUACCUGGGUUGAAAGUCUCCACCGCUCCUCCCUGCUGUAUAAUUCAUUUGCUCCUGGCCUAAAGGCUGAGAUAUGGCUCAAUAUAAUGUCUAGCUCUGGUAAUAGAGCUUUCAGACAUACGGCGACUAUAUUCUCCAUAUCAAUCACCACCGCCUUGUGUGAUAUUGCUGAAGAGGUAGCCUCUGCAAUUUCUACCUCUCGCAAGCAACUGGAAGGCGAGAAGAGGAAGAAGCAGGCGAACAAAGGCAGGAUCACUACCAUCCAAAAUACAAUUCAAGAGAACGAAGAAAAAUUAGAGGCAAUAGAAACCCUUCUCAAAGAGGCUUUCGACACUAUGUGGGUGCAUCGGUACCGGGAUGUCGACUACAAAAUUCGCAGUGAAUGCUUCCUUGGUUUAGCUCGAUGGAUCCAGACGCACAGAGAAAUGUUUUUCGACCCCCAGUACGUGCGAUAUCUCGGUUGGGGUCUCUCGGACUCGGUUACUCAGGUCCGUGCAGCUGUGGUUUCGCAACUUCGCCAAAUUUAUGAAAUCAAGAUUAGCAUCGCUACUCUUCGGACUUUCACCGGUCGAUUUCUCCGUCGGCUAGUUGAGAUGGCUCUUAGGGACACCGACAGCAAUGUGCGCGCCUCAACUGUGGAAUUGCUCGGGUUCAUUAGAAACCAGGGGUUGAUGGAAAACGCCGAAAUCGAUCAAGUUGGCCAACUAGUGUUCGAUGCAGAACCUCGUAUUCGUAAAGCAGCCGGCCGUUUCUUCGCUGCAAAUCUUGAAGAAAUCUUUGAGACUCAUACUGAGGAAAUGGCAGAGGACAUCAAUGAAACCUUUGGCGAGGAAGAGGACGAAGACGAUUUCGAGUCUCCUAAGAGAUCCUGGAUCAAAUACAAAUGUCUCGCCGAUAUCCUUCAAUCCUAUGACGGACAAAGGGAUGAACAGGCGGUAGAGCGUCAACAUUUGAGCACCGUUGAGGCUUUGUCGGGCGCACCAGUAGAAUCACGUUUCUUUCUUGCGACUGAAGCAAUUUAUCAACAUAUGGGAGAACUGUCACACUGGCAAUCUCUCGCAGGAUAUCUUCUCUAUGAUCACUCUCAAAUCACAGAUUCGCCUCCGCAGGAUGAGGUCAGCAACGUGCGGCAGUUUUUCGCAUUGGAAGAGGGCCAAGAUAGUAUUUUACUUGAAGUGUUGGUUUGCGCCGUCAAGCUCCGAAUUUUAGAGAUUGCCCGAUCAGACAUAAACAAACGCGGACAAAAAAUCAAGUCAUUAACUGACAAGAUUCCAGAGAUGCAAGAAGAGACUGCUCACAAUCUUACUCAAAUCAUCCCACGCCUGUUAAACAAAUUUGGUGCCAUACCAGAAGCGGCUUCAGCAGUCCUCCGUCUAGAACAUCUCGUCGAUUUAGAUAAAGUUCAGAAUCUGCAAAAGAACACAACAGCCUAUACAUCACUUCUCAAUGACAUUAAUAGGCAGUUUUUGACACAUUCUGACCAAGAUGUUCUUGCCGAAGCUAGUGUAGCUUUCCUGCACGCUCGAAGCUCGGAUGAGAUGAAGGAAGCGAUGGAAGGCAAAGUCCAGGAACUAUGGGACGACAUGAUUGACACAGUUGGUGCAAUCGCUCAAAACAAGGACGUUCAAGCAGGGUCGUCACUUCCUAAAAGUGUCCUGGUCGAAAUUGCCAAUUCCGUUACUAGGAUAUCCAAUCUAGCAAGUAUUGUAGAUUGCACUGGCAUCAUUGAAACGGCUCCCGUUGCUGCAGUCAAGAAACGCAAGCAAAGCUCGGAAGCUCCAUUCAACACGCUUAUUCACUUUGUGAAACGCGGUCUUCGUGAUGAGGAGGGUGAUGAGGAGUUGCGAAGCUUAGAGACAGAGUUGAUCAGCAACAGCAUUAAGACACUGCUCUUUUACUUUAUGUGGAAAGUGCAGGCCUUAACCACCGCAGUCAAGUCUGGAAGCGCCAAGUUCAACACUGCAUAUUUUGAGACGUUGGCGAAGAGUCGGAAUGUCUUUGCUGCGACCUUGACAGCCGUCAUGCAACAGAGAAAGAUACUAGAUGACAUUCGAUACUCUGCAGUGACAACGUUCCUAGAUCUACAGACUCUUUUCGGCACAUUGCGCAAUAUCGGAAUGCAUAUUCAGGGUGGUCUAGAGAACGUCGAUGAGGAUAUUCUCUUCCAAGUCCAAGGGCUAGCGCAAGAGAUAACGCCCUCGACACAAGUCACCAUUUCCAGGUUUCAUGACAUGGCUGAGCGAGCUUUAGCUAAGAGAAUGAAGAAGGAAAUUCGUUCAUCUGCUGAUGAUGAUGCUCCAUUAGAGUCAGCUCAGGAUCUGAAAGACCUGCCCUCUGACGAUGAGGAGGAAAACGAAGAGCAAGAUGAAGAUGGUAUGGAAGACGAAGCCAUUGCUACCGAACGUCUCCGCACCACAAUCAUCGCUGAACAAAGAUUGUGCGAGAUUACCGGCAAGAUUGUCCUAGCAAUCAUCGGCCGCGUUAUAGACAAUUCUGGACCACAUCGUGGCAAACUCAAGCAGAAAUUACUGGUUAAUAAAGCCCUGCUAGGUCACAAUUACAAAGAAGUCAUUAGGUUCCUGGAAGAUCGCAAGGCACGACCCGCUGCUAACGGCAGUAGUCGGUCGAAGGAUAGACAAGACGCUGCAGAUACCGAUAAAGCCGUUCAACUCGAUUUAUCAAAGAACAAUGAACAAGUUGAACUAGAAGACGAUCCAAUCGAAGAUGAAGAAGAUGCCAACCCGGCUGUUGAAGAAGAUGAAGACGAAGAUCUCCGUGCUAGGGAUCUGGUCGAAGAGCACAUUGACGAUGACAACGACGAGGAAGACGGAUCAGAGCAAGAACAGAACGGGAUUGGAGGAGACGAAGAUGAGGAUGAAAUAAUGGGUGACUAG
Messenger RNA from Talaromyces atroroseus, 3666 nucleotides. RefSeq lists its product as hypothetical. Bases 1 to 3666 code for a protein of 1221 amino acids. Gene Ontology annotation, cellular component: nucleus; chromatin; cohesin complex. The record is from RefSeq and is a predicted model, not a curated record. Gene Ontology annotation, molecular function: chromatin binding. The transcript is spliced from 2 exons. NCBI's taxonomy places the organism in Eukaryota, Fungi, Ascomycota, Eurotiomycetes, Eurotiales, Trichocomaceae. Gene Ontology annotation, biological process: sister chromatid cohesion.